UUUAUAAUUUACACAAAAUUUACCCUCCAAAUUCUAUGUGGCCAAAAACCCUCUCUCUUCUCUCUCAUAGGCGCACGGUUACUUCCAGGCUCCAGAGUCCAGACUGCUCUCUCUCUCUCUCUCUCUCUCUCUCAAUCACAGAGAUAGUGCUGUGUAUUAAUGUGCAAGUGAAUUGCUUUGUUAGUGGAGGGAGACGUGAAGACGGAAGAUAUGCAGAAAGAUAGUAAUCCUGGCUCCCAAGGAGGGCCUGGUGGACGGUUACGUCGCCGCAGAGGCUCGAAUGAGGUUCCUGCUGAGGUUGUUAAAGCAAAUGGUGAUAAUUUACUUGUCAAUGAUCGAAACAAGUACAAAUCGAUGUUGAUCCGGGGAUAUUCAUCGGUUUGGAUGAUUGGUGGUUUUGCGUUAAUAAUCUACAUGGGUCACCUUUAUAUAUGCGCCAUGAUUGUUGUUAUCCAAAUCUUCAUGGCAAAAGAGUUGUUCAAUCUACUUCGGAGAGCACAUGAAGACAGACAGCUCCCUGGAUUCAGGCUGUUGAAUUGGCACUUUUUCUUCACAGCAAUGCUUUUUGUUUAUGGCCGCAUCCUCAGCCAAAGGCUCGUCAAUACUGUUACUACAGACAAAUUCUUAUAUAAACUUGUUGGGAGAUUUAUCAAGUACCACAUGGUCACCUGUUAUUUCUUGUAUAUAGCAGGUUUCAUGUGGUUCAUUCUUACUUUGAAGAAGAAGAUGUACAAAUAUCAGUUUGGCCAGUAUGCAUGGACCCAUAUGAUUCUAAUUGUGGUGUUCACACAGUCCUCAUUCACAGUGGCCAACAUUUUCGAAGGAAUCUUCUGGUUCCUUCUGCCAGCUUCACUCAUUGUCAUCAAUGAUAUUGCUGCAUACUUAGUUGGCUUUUUCUUUGGAAGAACUCCUUUGAUCAAGUUGUCCCCAAAGAAAACAUGGGAAGGUUUCAUUGGAGCAUCUGUUUUGACUAUGUUCUCUGCAUUUUUGCUUGCAAAUUUUUUUGGUCAUUUUCAAUGGCUGACGUGCCCAAGGAAGGAUUUAUCAACUGGCUGGCUUCAGUGUGAUCCUGGUCCUUUGUUUAAACCAGAACAUUUCACUAUACCAGAGUGGAUUCCUCAAUGGUUUCCUAAGAGAGAGGUUGAAAUAUUGCCAGUACAGUGGCAUGCAUUAUGUCUUGGCCUAUUUGCAUCAAUCAUAGCUCCUUUUGGGGGCUUCUUUGCAAGUGGUUUUAAAAGGGCCUUCAAAGUCAAGGACUUUGGUGAUAGUAUUCCUGGGCACGGUGGCAUCACCGAUAGGAUGGAUUGCCAGAUGGUGAUGGCUGUUUUUGCAUACAUAUAUCAUCAGUCUUUCGUGGUGCCUCAGAACCUAUCAAUCGAGAUGAUCUUGGACCAGAUAUUAAUGAACCUUCCAUUCGAGGACCAACUAGCGCUGUUCACAAAGCUUGGGCAGAUCAUCCAGGAGAGGCGGUUUGCAGAAUCUUGAGUAUGCUAACGGAACGCACUUGUAUUAAUGAUUUGACGUAGUUUAUUUACACACAGUGAUUGUAUAUCUUAGUAUUGGUUUGCAAGGGCUGUUUCUAAACCUUAAUAGUUAGUGCUUUUUUUAGCUGCCUAAAUCCUUAUCGUGCAGAUUGUAUAGUGCUUGAUAAUGAUAUCCCCAUUGACUUUUUUGUUAGGUUGCUUUGACAGGACAGUAAAAACCCUUCAACUGUCAUCACAUUGCUCCAAAUAAGCUUAAUGAAUCCAACUCUUCUCUA
Messenger RNA from Ipomoea triloba (trilobed morning glory), 1759 nucleotides. RefSeq names its product phosphatidate cytidylyltransferase 1. Lineage: Eukaryota; Viridiplantae; Streptophyta; Magnoliopsida; Solanales; Convolvulaceae. Gene Ontology annotation, molecular function: phosphatidate cytidylyltransferase activity. The coding region runs from base 211 to 1485 and encodes 424 amino acids. The transcript is spliced from 12 exons. The record is from RefSeq and is a predicted model, not a curated record. Gene Ontology annotation, cellular component: endoplasmic reticulum membrane.